Molecule: messenger RNA, 666 nt
Organism: Antrostomus carolinensis (chuck-will's-widow)
Lineage: Eukaryota; Metazoa; Chordata; Aves; Caprimulgiformes; Caprimulgidae
Gene: RANBP1
Product: RAN binding protein 1
Exons: 5
Biological process (GO): nucleocytoplasmic transport; positive regulation of mitotic centrosome separation
Cellular component (GO): cytoplasm; centrosome; nuclear pore
Molecular function (GO): GTPase activator activity
Source: RefSeq, a predicted model, not a curated record
GAAACACAUGAGGAGCAUGAUACUUCUACUGAAAAUGCAGAUGAUUCUAACCACGAUCCUCAGUUUGAACCCAUAGUUUCCCUUCCUGAGCAAGAAAUAAAAACUCUGGAAGAGGAUGAGGAAGAACUCUUUAAGAUGCGAGCAAAGCUAUUCCGAUUUGCAUCUGAGAAUGACCUUCCAGAAUGGAAAGAACGAGGAACUGGUGAUGUAAAACUCCUGAAACACAAGGAGAAGGGAACAAUUCGCCUCCUCAUGAGGAGGGAUAAAACCCUAAAAAUCUGUGCAAACCAUUACAUCACACCCUUAAUGGAGCUGAAGCCUAAUGCUGGGAGCGACAGGGCAUGGGUCUGGAACACACAUGCUGACUUUGCAGAUGAAAGCCCCAAGCCUGAACUUCUGGCAAUCCGAUUUUUAAAUGCAGAGAAUGCACAGAAAUUCAAGGCAAAAUUUGAAGAAUGCAGGAAUGAAGUAGACAAGAGAGCAAAGAAAGCAGGCACAGACAAAAUUGAUAAUGCUGAUAAAGUUGCUGAAAAACUAGAAGAGCUUUCUGUAAAGGAAGAGAGCAAAGAAUCUGAGAAGAAAGAGACCAAGGAAAAAACUGAAGAAAAGCAAUAAAUCAUCCUGGGCCUUGCAGUUUUUCCUUUACUUUUUUCUUUCUUUCUUUUU